AUGUUUUUGGAUUUUUUUGUUUUGGACAUGUUCACGAUGAGCGUGUUGUGCGUUGAAGCAGACAAAACCAGUGAUGAAAGACCUUGCUGCGGUGUUGGGGUUUGGUUCCUGUCUGUUUUGGGAUUGAAAGUUUUACACAAAACCGGUGCAAGGAAAACACGGCCACCCGCUGGAAUUCCCUUCUGUGGUCUGACACCUGCACACAUGCUGUCUGGAGUGCUCAACAAAACCAAAGUCAACACAGGGCUUGUUCUCUGGCAAGGCCAGCUGGUCGCAGACCCUUGCAUGCCAGUGGAGCCAGCAAGGCUGCAAGCUGCCGCUGGUGACAACAGGGUGGAAAGAGACAAUUUUGAACGAGAGGUCUUGGGCCCUACACCUCCAACCACACAAACCAGCAAGUUUGCCGGAUUGCAGCAAGAGGUACCUUCAGCGCAGAUGCCAGUGGCGGGCCACUCCGAAUCCGAGGAAACUUGCUUGGGCCGCACAGAAACGAGCCCGGCCUUGCUCUAG
This is a messenger RNA of Symbiodinium sp. CCMP2456, 510 nucleotides long. Lineage: Eukaryota; Dinophyceae; Suessiales; Symbiodiniaceae. The record is from the annotation of a GenBank genome assembly.